This is a messenger RNA of Sabethes cyaneus, 2546 nucleotides long. RefSeq names its product deformed epidermal autoregulatory factor 1 (gene Deaf1). The coding region runs from base 326 to 1999 and encodes 557 amino acids. The transcript has 5 exons. Gene Ontology annotation, molecular function: DNA-binding transcription factor activity, RNA polymerase II-specific; DNA binding. NCBI's taxonomy places the organism in Eukaryota, Metazoa, Arthropoda, Insecta, Diptera, Culicidae. Gene Ontology annotation, biological process: regulation of transcription by RNA polymerase II. Gene Ontology annotation, cellular component: nucleus. The record is from RefSeq and is a predicted model, not a curated record.
AAACGCCGUCGUGCGAACUACAAAGAAAAGGCCAUCAGUUCAGCAAGCACACUCGCGCUGCAAGUUUUGUAGUGGACUAGAGCAAAAAUUCGGGUCGCCGAGGCGAACGCGUACGCGUACACACAUUCUCGUUUUGGUCGUGUGAAAAGGCGAACUUUUCCCGUAUAUUUUUCGCUUGUUCCUUCUCGUCGUCGUCAUCGUCUUCGUCGUCGGUGUGUAAAUUUCACGGAGAUAUUUUGUCCGCGCACUUCACGAUCGGGAGUCAGCCUAAUUUCCAACUGCGACAGCAACAAAACUCCGUUCGCGUUUCCGAAACCCACAAAAUAUGGAUUCGGAAAUUCCGGAACUUUCCGACGAGGCCGAAGAACAUGUCAAACUUGAAAAUGGCGAUGAGGUUGCUUUGCCCCCUCGGACCCGCCUGGUUACCACAGCUGACGUUCAGUCGGGUAAUACGGUCGUUCAGGUGCCGGUUUCCCUGCCGGUCGGAACGCUGAUCGGCGGCACAACAUUCAAUGUACUCACUCACGACCAAAUCCAGCACUUCAAACCGAUGAUUUGCGUGGAUAAUAACGGUUUUGUGUCGGGAAGCACCGUCGUCGGAGACUUGACCGGUGAUCUCAAACCAACGCAUAUCGUGAUCCAGCAGCAAGGAUCGGACCAGCAACAGCACCAACAAGUCAGUACUAAUCAAGAAGACCUAGUGGACCAGCAGCAAGUUCAAUCGCAAUCGCAGCAGGAAUAUCGCAUAGAAACCAACAAUCUUAUCGACCGACUAAGCAACCUCGACAUCCUGCCCGUGCGAUGUAAGACUACAACCGGAGAGUUGUACAAAAGCCGUCUUGGAUCCGGCGGUCGUGGAAAGUGUAUUAAACACAAAGAUGGAUGGUACACGCCCAGCGAGUUCGAAAACAUCUGUGGCCGUGGUUCGAGUAAAGACUGGAAGCGUUCGAUACGCUACGGUGGCCGCAGCUUGCAGGCACUGAUUGAUGAAGGAAUACUUACCCCACAUGCCACCAGUUGCACAUGUUCCGCCUGCUGUGAUGACGAAUCUGCUGCUUCAGGUCCUAUACGACUGUUCACCCCCUACAAAAGGCGACGGCGCAAUCAGAUCGAGCCCGAACAGCCCGAAAAAAAGAAACGAAUUAUUGUAAAUAACAAUACUAACACUAGUAAUAACAACAUUCAUUUGAACAACAUCAGCAGUACGAUCAGCAAUCCAAGUACCACGACGGCGACCGUCAAUCAGCAGAAUACCACCGUUAGUCACCAACAUACCGCUCAGCAGCAGCAACAAGUACAACAACAGCAACAUGUGCAGCAGCAACACCAGCAACAUCAACAAGUCCAGCAACAGCAGCAGCAGCAGCAGCAUCAAGUGCAGCAACAAAUUCAUCAGGCUACAGCAACCAUCAACGCCACGCCGAUAAUCACCAACAACACGAGUACCACCACAACCACGACCACCGUUAAAGUGGUCCAGCAGGAGCAACAAGAGAUAGAAAACGAAUUAGCCAUAGCAACCAAAGAGGAACCAUGGCAAACGCUAGCCGAAGGAAUCGAAAGUGCCACAGAGUAUGUCGACCAGACGACACAGUUGGUUUCCGAAGCCAAUUUACCGUUCGAGAACCUGAAAUCUCUGUGCUCUCAGGUGGUGAAGGCAAUGCAGGAGAUGAAGAAGUACAUCGGCGAAGCCCGAGAUAUUCACACCCGGCAGCUGGAGCGGCUGCAGAGGGAACGAGAUGCGGCAAUCCUAGCCGUCACUCAACUCGAAGAGCAGAACAAUAUCAGUAGUCAAUUGCCGCCCGGAUCGGUUCAUGCUAAUAAGAAGUGCGCCAACUGCAACCGGGAAGCCCUGGCCGAGUGUUCGCUGUGCAGACGGACCCCGUACUGUUCUACCUUCUGUCAACGAAAAGACUGGAUCACUCAUCAGAACGAGUGCGUGCGGAGUACGCAGGAAGCGACCCAUCAGAUUAUGCUGAUAGUGGACGAAACUCAAUAACCUUUAAUUUUCUAAUUGCGACUGGCUCGAAGUGGAAGGUUGAAAAAUGUAGUCCUAUGAGGUGCUGCAAAAUGUAAUAUUCAGAAAUUAACAGGGCUGAAAGUAGGGAAAGUUUACGCGAAUGUACGACAAACUACCCGCUGUUUUGGGCUGCAUACUACAGAAGUGCAAGCAUGGCUGCAUUCGAAGGUCGCAAUUUAGUGAGAUGAUCGACGCUUUGCGUUACUGAAUGGUUUAUCGCUGUGCCGAAAGUGUGGCGCAAUGAUAACACCAGCAACUAUUUUUAUAUUUAAAUAGCAAAAUCGGAACUCGUUUUUUUUAAACUGGAAAUCGGACCGCACUGGAUUCACGUACGAGGGACUUACGAGACGGAUGCUAAGAAGCACCAGUCGUGUAGAACUUCUUUGUUUUUAUUUUAAUAGGCAAUUGCGGAAGUACAUAUAUUUAAAGAGUAAAGUGUGUAUUUAAAGACGGAAAAAAGAAGUUUAUGAGAAACUUUAUUUAAAGUAUCGGAUAUGAAGAAUAAUAAGAGAUUUCAACUCUUUAA